CUGCAGCGAGGAGGCAGAGGGAAACGGAAGAAAACAUCCAACAUGGCGAGCGGCGGUGCGUGGUUCCUCGUCCUGGGCUCCGUGUUUCUGUGCAACCUCAUGAAAACAUUCCUGCCUACCAUGUCAUCUUUUCUCUCAAAGAUGCUGCAGAAAGAUGCUGAGCAGGAGAGUGAGAUGAGGAUCGAAAUCCAGGAGAUGAAGAGGGAGCAAGCCUCCAUCAGUAUGAUGGACGAGUUUGCUAGAUAUGCCAGGUUGGAGCGUAAAAUAAACAAAACAACAGACAAGCUGAAAACACACGUGAAAUCGAGAACUGCUCAACAAGCCAAAAUGAAAUGGGUUGUGAACAUUGUCUUUUAUAUACUACAGGCUGCACUGAUGAUUUCAUUGAUAUGGAAGUAUUACUCUGAUCCAGUCACUGUGGUCCCCAGCAGAUGGAUUGCCCCAGUGGAGCGACUUGUGGCUUUCCCUACAGGAGUAGCAGGUGGUGUGGGAAUCACAUGCUGGCUGGUGGUUUGCAACAAAGUAGUCACUUUGGGGCUUAAUGUCAUCAGCUGAAGACCACUUCUGUGAUGUCACAAUUUGGAUACAUGGGUUAUGUCAACAUUAGUUUGAUUAUGAAAGCUACUUUGCUUUUCUCCAAUGUUGAUGUCAGCUGAGGUCAAUGCAUACUAUUGCUGCGUAUUUUUAAUAUCUCAACUUGCAACAUUAAUUUAUUAUUGUGAAUUUACUUUGAAUAUUUUUGUUUGAAUGGUUUUGUUUCAAAAUACCGGUGUGAAUGUAUUGGUUUCAUAUUAUUUAUAAACAAAAUGGUUUCAAAAUGUUGAGGUAUGUGUUUAAUAAAAGAUGACAUGAGAAACAUUUUUUUUUAGUCUAUCUUUUCGCAACUUUGGAAAUUGCCAACAAACAAAUCGGAUAGAUUUGUUUCUGGUAGGAAACCCACAAUGGAGAGUGUAGACUUUUUUUUUUGUCAAAUCAAAACAAACCAAGAAGUUUCAUGAAUGUUGGUUUAUUCAAUUGCCUCACUAUAAUGCUUUAUUAGCUUACAGUUUCCCUCAAACUACCUUUUUACCAAAGUACAGCUGAGACCAGCUUCAUGCUCUGCAUCCUGCUUUUCAUCAGAGACCUGAGGAUUUUUCUGAAGCCUCCUUUCCUUUGGCAGUUAGCUGUUUCAGGGGGUCUUCUGGGCCUGACCAAUCUGACAACACAUGUGCAUUUCUAUUACUAAGAUCAAUUUCAGUUUGUUCCAUUUCUCUACGGUGUUUGCUAUAGAGACCGUUUCCUGCAUGAGCAGCACUAUAACAUUUUAUUUCUCCUACUGCACAAGUUCAUCCAUUGAUAGAAUUGAUUUGCUGCUUAUAGUGAAUGAAAAGUGCUUACCUGCCAACAUCCGAGUGUCCUUUUUGUGGUUCCCUAAUGCAGCAUUUGAUGGAGCUUUUUCCUCUAGAGCUUCUACAUCCAAAUCCCCCUGACAACUCUGAAAUGACAUGCUGACUAUCAGUAUGAAAAUAUUACUGAAACUAUUUGAAUAAAAAGUUAAAAGUGACUGAAGACCAAGGAACCAAUUCUAUUGGGAUGACAAUAUUCAGGAGGAAAAAAAACAAGCAAAAAUAAACAUCAAACUUUUGUAAAACUGUUUUAACUUCCUUGAAAAUAAAUUAUAUUUCCAAUAUAGGUACCCCAGAUGUCUCCUGCUGUUCAGUUAUAGAAUGUUGUGUCUCCAAAAGAUCUGAUCCAGAUGCUGUGAUUUGGGUGCACGGUAAUCCAUCCUUCUGAACUGUCAACACAACAAAGGUCUUAAACAACCAAUAACAUUUAGCUAACAGUCUUAAAGCAGUUUUUUUUUGUCUUUGUUUACCUUUUUUAUUUGAUCCUUUAAUGUAUCUGUGCGAAUAAAUGUAAUGUUGUUUCA
This is a messenger RNA of Cololabis saira (Pacific saury), 1909 nucleotides long. RefSeq names its product guided entry of tail-anchored proteins factor 1 (gene get1). The transcript is spliced from 5 exons. Gene Ontology annotation, biological process: tail-anchored membrane protein insertion into ER membrane. NCBI's taxonomy places the organism in Eukaryota, Metazoa, Chordata, Actinopteri, Beloniformes, Belonidae. Bases 43 to 555 code for a protein of 170 amino acids. The record is from RefSeq and is a predicted model, not a curated record.